This is a messenger RNA of Talaromyces rugulosus, 2244 nucleotides long. RefSeq lists its product as uncharacterized. The record is from RefSeq and is a predicted model, not a curated record. The transcript has a single exon. NCBI's taxonomy places the organism in Eukaryota, Fungi, Ascomycota, Eurotiomycetes, Eurotiales, Trichocomaceae. Bases 1 to 2244 code for a protein of 747 amino acids. Gene Ontology annotation, biological process: rRNA base methylation; maturation of LSU-rRNA. Gene Ontology annotation, cellular component: nucleolus. Gene Ontology annotation, molecular function: rRNA (cytosine-C5-)-methyltransferase activity; RNA binding.
AUGGGUGUCGGUCGCCGGAUGAAAAAGCAGGGUCCUCCUCCUCCAUUGGACGAGGCUACAAUUUCAAUGAUCAAGAAGCGAAAGGCUGCCGAGGCCGACGCAAAAGCUGAAGGCGGAAAAAAGCGAAGGAAGGCAGAGUCCGAAGCCGAGCCCGAGACCAAGAAACUCAAGACAAAAAAGGCCAAUGGUGUUGAGGUCAAUGGAAAGGGGAAGAAGCCCAACGGAGCUGCUGUGCUUGCAAACGGCUCGAAAGCGGAGAAGAAAAAGAAGCCUGCUCAAAAACCCGUAGAGCCGGUACCUGAGCCAGAGGAGGAUGAUGAUAGCUGGGGAAGUGGCAGCGCGCCUGACUUGGACGAAAUGAUGGAAGAUGAAUUUGGUGACCUCGACAAUGUGAGCGAGGGGGACGAAAAUGAUGUGGAAAAAUUCGAUGAAGGAUCCGUAUUCGAUUCGGACGAAGACGACCACCCGCGAGAGAAAAUGUUUUCUGACGAUGAAGAUGAGUCGGACGCAGAGGAAAAGCUUACCGCGGCAAACAUCGCAGGCUUGUCACGAAAACUUGAUGAACAGCGUGAGCUUGAAGAAGAAGAAGCCAGACAAGAGAUCCAGGAAUCAGCAAUGCAGACUAACAUCGCCGGCGAUCGUCCUGAUAUUUUUGGCGAGAUCGACGCCGCAGCCCAAGCUGGAGUUGCUCCCAACAUGCAACUUCUUCGAAACCGAAUUACAGAUACUCUGCGAGUUAUCGGCGACCUGGAGUCACUGGGCCAACCAGGAAAAUCUCGAGCAGACUACUUGCAGCUUCUACUAGCCGAUUUCUGCACAUAUUACGGAUACGCGCCUUUCUUGGCUGAGAAGUUGAUGUCGUUGUUUACUCCUACGGAAGCCUUUGCCUUUUUUGAAGCAAACGAAGCCCCACGUCCUGUGGUGCUUCGUACCAACACCUUGCGCACUAAUCGGCGGACGCUUGCUCAGGCCUUGAUUAAUCGAGGCGUUGUCCUGGAACCCGUGGGGAAAUGGUCGAAAGUCGGCUUGCAAAUUUUCGAAUCUGCCGUUCCUCUCGGUGCUACUCCUGAAUACCUCGCCGGUCAUUACAUCCUUCAAGCAGCCUCAUCCUUCUUGCCCGUUAUGGCUCUUGCUCCACAGCCAGGCGAGCGUGUUCUUGAUAUGGCAUCCGCUCCUGGUGGUAAGACAACAUACAUCUCUGCACUCAUGCGCAACACUGGAAGCGUUCUUGCCAACGAUGCUAGCAAGGUGCGUGCCAAGGGUUUGAUUGGUAAUGUUCACCGUCUGGGUUGCAAAAAUGUCGUUGUGUGCCAUUACGAUGCUCGUGAGGCCUUCCCUAAAAUCCUUGGCGGGUUUGAUCGUGUUCUUCUUGACGCGCCUUGCACUGGUACGGGCGUUAUCUCCAAGGAUCCUAGCGUCAAAACGAACAAAACCGAGCGUGACUUCCUUGCUAUUCCACACAUGCAAAAACAGCUUCUUCUCGCAGCUAUUGAUUCGACAGACCACCAUUCCAAGACCGGAGGUUAUAUUGUUUACUCUACUUGUAGUGUCACAGUCGAAGAGAACGAACAAGUUGUCCAAUACGUUCUGCGCAAGCGCCCGAACGUGAAGAUUGUUGAUACUGGCCUCGGCGGGUUUGGUUCCGAAGGUUUCACCAGCUACAUGGGCAAGAAAUUCGAUGAAAAGAUGCGUCUGACCAGACGCUAUUUCCCGCACCGAGAGAACGUGGAUGGAUUCUUCGUUUGCAAAUUGAAGAAGACUGGCCCAAGUCCAGCGACUGGUGCUGCUACCGGUUCGACUAGUACUGCGGCCAAUGGCUCGAAGUCAGAUGUUUCUAAUGUUAGCGGCGAUGACGAGGAUGUUGACAAGACCCCUAUUACCGAUAACGACGGUACUACUGCCGGAGAGGCUGGUUUCGGUCCGUUUAACGAUGACCAAGAUGCCGAACUCAUUGCUCGGGCUGAGCGCAACCGCCUGAGGAGAAAAGGUGUCAACCCCAAGGCCGUCCUAGGCAAACAAGCGAAGAAGACCGAGAAGGAGACUGUCGAACCGACUGCUUCUGCUUCCGAGAAAGAAGACGAACCUAACAAGGACACGAAGAAUGUUGCAAAGGAGUCUAAAAAGAAUAAGAAAGAAAAGGAGAAAAAAAAGCCAGAGUCACACUCGGAAAGCGCAAAGACGUCAUCAUCAACGUCCAGCCCAGCAUCUAAGAAAGCCAGUAAAGGCAAGAAAGGGCAAAAAUAG